Messenger RNA from Dujonia railenensis, 861 nucleotides. Lineage: Eukaryota; Fungi; Ascomycota; Pichiomycetes; Serinales; Debaryomycetaceae. The record is from the annotation of a GenBank genome assembly.
AUGUUGCCAGCAUCAUUAAGUAGAAUAGUGCGCCUUAACAUAUCUAACACUAAGAUAAAACCUAUACCCUUACCAGUCGUUGAAACCAAGACCAGUCCCAUAAAGUCCAACUUAAACUUCAAAUUUCCAUUUGAACUUCCACCUUCUGUACUAUCAAACCAUAAGUACUACUAUAACAUCCCAAAGACAGUCCCAGUAUCCGCACGAGAGGAUGAGCUCCCAGCUCUUCCAACUGAUAUUAAAGGAAUAGAUCUGCUGGCAUAUAGGUUUCUAAACCGUAAGAAAAACACCAAAACGGUGCCGACAUUGGUUAGUGGCAAGUAUUUCCAAUUGAAAUUCUAUCCUGAUGACCACCUUUUAUGUAUCGCCAGAAAGUCUAAUAUAGCAUAUACAUUCACCAAUAGCAGUGGUGGGUUCGUGUUCAACAACGCUCAGCUAAGCGAACAGUUUAAGAGCUAUAACGGUAAAUAUAAAAGACAUCUCUUUUUCAAUAAGGUGUUGUCUCCGCUAAACUCUGCAGUGAAAAGAGUCUUGUUUAGGAGAAUAGUUAAAAGAGGUUUAUUCAACUCGUUGCAUAAAUAUGUACAACCAGAGAACGUUGAAUCUGAAAUUCUGAAGGUACGGGGAGUUUAUCAAUUUCGAUUGUUUGUUAUACCGAAAAACGAACAAGAAAAGCAAGAGGUUCAGAGUGCUAUCGAUAAUGCAAUUGAAAAGAUUUUAAGCGGUAAGUUGAAAUUAGAAACUCCUCAGGUAUCUCCACGAGAGAAAGAAGAAUUCCGGAAAUCCUUAAGACUUUAUAAGUCCCCAGGGGAGAAGAAUGUCAGAGGAUAUAGUCCAAAGUUUCCAUUUCUUAGGAAAUAG